Molecule: messenger RNA, 1593 nt
Organism: Phascolarctos cinereus (koala)
Lineage: Eukaryota; Metazoa; Chordata; Mammalia; Diprotodontia; Phascolarctidae
Source: RefSeq, a predicted model, not a curated record
AUGGGAACGUGGGCAGUGGGGGAGCACUUAGGGCCACAGGCCUGGGGGCUUGCAUCUAACCACCCACAGGAAGCUCACUACGUACGUAAACCCUGUGAGGUGUCCCCAGAUGAUGGGUUUGGUCAGUCCUCUCUUCAGAGGGGCUCAGCCCUUGUGCCUCGCCCCGCCCCGCCCCAUCCAGCCCCUGGGGGCCCCAGCUCUUUUUCCCAUCCUUCCUCCCCACUGUCGAUGGUCAGCGGCUCCAGCCCUCCCUCCCUGGCGCAGGCCAGACCUUCACCAGCUAACCUGGCCCUUUUCUUGUGUUUUUAUUCCAAAGCAGAAGAGUACGAAGAGGAAGGCGUCCCUCGGGCCGCGUCUACACAGACUGACAGGAAGCACAAGCUUACUGAAGCGUCUUCAAGGCGUUGCGAAGCUUCGCUCUCCAGACUUCACGUGGUUCCCGCACUCCCACUCCCACUGACCCUUCCGCUGCUCCCCUCCUCCCCCCUGACAUUUGGUGCCAACGACUUCAGCGCUAUUCCUCACACUGACCGCAUCCUUUCUCCUCGUUGCUGGCCUGCCCGGUUCCCUGCUGCCUCCCAUCUGCAGAAGUCCAUGAGGAAGGUAUGGACCCAUGACUUUGGAAUCCCAAAGGAAGUCCAAGAAGAAGAGAAACCUCGGCCAAAACUCACUGCUCCUAAGAUCCCGGAAGGAGAGAAAGUCGAUUUUGAUGACAUCCAAAAGAAGAGGCAGAAUAAAGACCUGAUUGAGCUUCAAGCCCUGAUUGACAGUCACUUCGAAGCCCGGAAGAAGGAGGAGGAAGAGCUGAUUGCUCUCAAGGAGAGAAUCGAGAAGCGCAGAGCCGAGAGAGCCGAUCAGCAGAGAAUCCGGGCAGAAAAGGAGAGAGAGCGGCAGAACAGACUGGCCGAGGAGAAGGCCAGACGAGAGGAGGAGGAGGCCAAGCGAAGGGCAGAGGAUGACCUGAAAAAGAAGAAGGCUCUCUCAUCCAUGGGGGCCUCAUAUAGCAGCUACCUAGCAAAGGCUGAUCAGAAGAGAGGUAAGAAACAGACUGCCCGCGAGAUGAAGAAGAAGGUCCUGGCCGAGAGGCGCAAGCCACUCAACAUCGAUCACCUGGGCGAUGACAAGCUGAGGGACAAGGCCAAGGAGCUAUGGGAUACACUAUACAAGCUGGAGACUGACAAGUUUGACUUUGGGGAGAAACUGAAAAGGCAGAAGUAUGAGAUUACCACCCUCAGGAGCCGGAUUGACCAGGCCCAGAAGCACAGCAAGAAGGCUGGUGCUAAGGGCAAGGUCGGCGGGCGCUGGAAGUAAAGCCGAGACGGUGCCUCCCGAGCAGCGAUGGCCCCCACCACCACCAGCCGCCCCUUCUCCUGAGGCUGCUGUCCACCCUGGCUCCUACCCCCCCCAUCUGUCGUCCCUCCGGAGUUCUGGGAGAUUCCCCAGAGAGGGGAAGGAGGAGCCUCCUGGAGCCGUCAGACGGACACCGCGUCCCCCUUGUCCCCGGACCCUUGUCUUCUCCCAGCCCCGCCCCCUCUGGGGACCUCUGGCCUCCCCUCUGUGGGGCUUGUGAAUAAAGCUCAAGUGACCCCCGGC